Molecule: messenger RNA, 1831 nt
Organism: Eurytemora carolleeae
Lineage: Eukaryota; Metazoa; Arthropoda; Copepoda; Calanoida; Temoridae
Product: kelch-like protein 5
Exons: 20
Coding region: 85-1788 (567 amino acids)
Molecular function (GO): protein binding
Source: RefSeq, a predicted model, not a curated record
UCAAGCAGUUUAAACUUUCUCAAGCGGCUUCAUACAUGCAAGCUUUGAGUGAAUGGAGUGAAUCUGUGUGAGGAAGAACUAAAAAUGAGUGAUAAUCCUGUCAUCAACGAUGUGGAGGAAGAACAUGAUGAGUUUAAAGUAUUUGAGAAUACCUCCCAUAGCCUAGUUGCUACUAGAGAACUUCAGAAUAUGAGAUUAACAGGAGAACUUAUAGAUUGCAAUCUACAGGUUGGAGAUGACUGCAUUCCCUGUCAUAAAGCUGUUCUGGCAGCAAAUUCUCCAUAUUUUAGAGCUUUGUUCAGAAACCAGGGCCUUGCUGCAGCUGUUGAACUUUCUGGAAUGGAAUUUGAAUCUAUAAAAGCUAUCAUUGAUUACUUCUACACAGGCAGGAUUGAAGUUUGUUUAAGUACGGUUAGUUCCUUGCUCUCCGCUGCAGAUAUGUUGUUAAUACCCUGGUUAGUGGAUACACUGGCUACCUACCUUCACUCCAAUAUCAACCUCUAUACUGUUCUAGCUACUUGGAGACUUGCGAGAAUUUACAGAUUGACUAAGCUUGAGAGAGCAGCUGUUAAUUUUUGUUACAGUGAAUUCUCAAGGAUUCUGGAAAGCACUGAACUGUUUGAGUUGGAAAAGGAAGAGCUAUCAAUGAUCCUAAACAGUGAUGAACUUAUUGCUAACGAAGAUACGCUUAUUGAUGCACUUCUAAGGUGGUUUAAGGAAAAGGAUUUGGAUAUAGAUCAGUCUAUCUUAAACAAUAUAAGAUUUUCCCUCUGCUCUGAUCAUUUUAUUUGGAGAAUGGAAAAUGAUGAAAAAUAUCAAGCAAUUGCAGCAUGUGAACCUUUUCUUCAGUUUAAAUCUGAAGGAACAGAAACGAAUCAGCUGGAGCGUAAAACCAGAUGUAGGGGUACAAAUGACAUCCUUGCCAUACACCAUGAUGGUUCAGAUUUAAUUUAUGGUUACAAUACUGCAACAGAGAAAUGGCAGAACUUUGUUACAGUUCCAGAGGAUGGAGGUUAUGAAUAUUCUUGUUUGACUUCUUGUAGAAAUACUCUUUAUUUGGUUGGAGGAAGAAACAAGACUGGUACAACUCUAAGAUCUGUGUACUCCUAUGAUUUAGCAAGAGAAGAAUGGAAACGACUCCCAGACAUGAAUGAGGUACGAUGGUACCAUGGAGCUGUUGUUAUCAACACCAAACUGUAUGCUGUUGCCGGUUGUGGACAGUUGAAUACUAUUGAGGUUCUCUACCUCACUGAAGGAUCUGCUAUGAGAUGGAAACAGCUUCCCAACCUUGAUUAUCCCAGGCAUAUGCCUGGGGUUGGAGCAUGCAAAGAUAAGAUCUAUGUAGUGGGAGGAACAGAUGAACACUGGACCGCACAAUCUACUGUAGAGAUGUUUGAUACUAAUACUAAUGAAUGGUUAAGACUACCAGAUCUACAGGUACCUCGGAUCCAGCCUGCUGUUGUUGGUCUGAAUAACAAGCUUUAUGUCAUGGGAGGAAGGAAUAGCAAUAAGGUUGAACUGAUGUCGGUGGAGGUUUGGGAUCCUGUUUCUCACUCCUGGUCAUACUGUAAGGAGAUGCAUAGGAAAAGAUGGGGUGGAGGCGGAGGAUCAAUCCAUAAUUUGCUGGUGAUUGUUGGGGGUAGAGGGAAGAGAGCUGGACAAGCUGAACUCUAUUCACAGAAAACCAACAGUUGGAGUUUAAUGUCAGGAGACAUACCUUGCACAGACAGAUGCUACUCUGCUACUAUGGUUCAGAAACCCUGGAGUUGGGCUUUUCCUCCAGAAUAAUUUUAAUUUUAUUGUUUUUGGAAAUAAAACUAAGUUUAUUGCA